Molecule: messenger RNA, 1718 nt
Organism: Paramacrobiotus metropolitanus
Lineage: Eukaryota; Metazoa; Tardigrada; Eutardigrada; Parachela; Macrobiotidae
Product: mitogen-activated protein kinase kinase kinase 4-like
Exons: 3
Coding region: 368-1417 (349 amino acids)
Biological process (GO): protein phosphorylation
Molecular function (GO): protein tyrosine kinase activity; ATP binding
Source: RefSeq, a predicted model, not a curated record
UAAUUUUUCUACGUGAAAUACUGAGUAGUGUUUCUCUCUAUGUUCGUGUCGCUUUAUUUAUGCACAUCCGGUAAAAUUCUUCUAGCAGUAUUUCGCCAUAUUACAUCCGAUACAAUUCCGCUAAAUUAUUGUUUACGUUCGGUUGAAUGUGAUUUAGACGUCCCGUGAUUACUAGCGUCAUGUACGGGAAGUACAUACUGCUACAGUAACGAAGAAAUUGUGCUGCCCCGGUUUGGGUAUGCUUAGACAAAACAUAUUUAUUGGUCAAAAUCAGCACCUGUGUACUGUUUAAAGUAUAAUCGACCUUCCAGACGGAAACAGAAUUCCUGUCAGUAUUCCCCAUGUCGUUACCUCUGGACCUUUACAAAUGGAACCUUACGAUGAUACUUGCGAGAAACUUGUGGAAUUCCUCGGAAUCAAUCAGCUGCGCCCUAGAUUAACCAUUAAAACCUACGAAAAAAUUGGCGACGGGAGCAUGUGUGAAGGUGUUUACAAAGGGCAAGCAAAAGACACCAGGCGGAAGUAUGCCGUUAAGGUGUUUCGUAUCAAUCCUGACAUUGUGACCUGUGCAAAAAAUGGGCAAAAUGCUCUACUCGAUGAUGCUGCUGGCAAAUCUAUUAAGGAUGCUGUUAAAGAGUUUAAAGAAAUCAGCAAGUUUCAACAAGAAAAUUUGGUUAAAUAUUUCUACAUCGACACGCAACUGGAUGGAAGGCGACAGCAGUACCAGCUGCAUAUUGCAAUGGAGCGCUGUUAUGGCAGCGCUCUUCUUGAUGAUAUGCGCCAACAUUACGGGCUCUACAGCACCGGUUACUCUUCAGCGGACUGCACUGCCUACUUGGAAAAUGCUGUAUCUGGUCUGCAUUUUCUACAUCAGCAUAAAAUUGUACACCGAGACCUCCGACCUGAAAACCUGUUAUUUGCGGAAACGAACAGGAAAACUUUGAAAAUUGCUGACUAUAGUGCUGUGGUCAAACUGGACGGAUCCCUGACGCAGUCGGGAGAAGUAACCACCACGGGCGGUCCCCCGUGGGCGUACCAGGCACCGGAGGUAGCAAACAAAAAAUUCGGUAACCCUGGUCGAAGAAGUGACGUAUGGAGUCUUGCUUGCGUACUAAUCUUCAUGCUCCAAGGAAAAGAUCCAUUUUUUCAGUACCGAAGCCGGCAUGUCAUUCUUGCUAAGUCGAGCGCAGAUAUUAGGAGGGCGCUGUUGGACGGUCAUGCUCCGUAUAUUGAUGGAGAUUUUCAGCGCAAAAAGGUGCACGGCAAUGAAGAAGCCUUUUUGCAUUCGGCGAAAGAUUUCUUGCGGUUAUGUCUUAUUGCGCGGAGUACCGAACGCGCAGACAUGAAUAAAAUGAGCAAGCAUAUGCUGCUGAAAUCGACGGCCCCUGCCGCAGCUAGAAGCUGCAAUAUCCUUUGAUCUUUGCUUCGGUGACUUUUUCACUUAUUUCCAUGGUGCGCUUUUUUGCUCAUAUAUCUUAGAGAAACGGAACGGAAAACUCGGCAAAUUCUAAAAUAAUGUUCUUGUUUGAUUUGUUUCUCCAUUUUGUUUUCAAAUGAUACGCGUAUCAUUUCAAAUGACCGUACGGUCAUGCCGUUUUGAAAAUUUUUCGUUGUAAUCAGGUGGUUUUGUAUCUGCAACUUUCCGUUACCACCAUCCUAAUUUGAGCUAAAUUUGUUAUACUUAAUUUGCAUUUGGGAUAUCCUAUAUAUUAAUAAAA